GUUUGCUGCCACAGAGACAGAGAGCCUAGCACAUGGUGGGCAGCCAUUGUAUUUCCUGUUGGCUGGGUCCUGAAAUCAGCCGCGCCCCCAUAAAGCUGCUUUCCUGACCCCUCCAGGGGCAUGGCCCCUUGGGUCAGGCGUCUCUCCGUGUCUUUCUGGCUCCUGAAUUUCAGCUUCGUCACCUCGGCGGGGCUGCAUCGUCUCUCCUUUCUCCAGCUCGUCACCUCGCAGGCGGCCCCCGGUCUUCCCAGGCGGCUGAGUGUGGAGAGGGUGAACGACCUGGUGCUCUCCGUCUAUGACAGUGAGACCCGCCAGCUGCUUCCUCGCAAUGGUUACAAGCAAGACAGGCAGGACUUUUGGAGCCGGUGCCAGGAGUGGGACAACUGGGUGCAGACCACAUACCAGGUCCUGACACAGGAGGUGAACACCAGCACCCCACAGUCCGAGCCCUUCUACAUGCAGAUCUUGAAGAACUGUGAGCUGGAUGAUGCCACCGGCGCGGUCCAAAUCGUGACCAGAUAUUCCCUCAACGGGGAGGACGUGCUGCGGUACCAGUCAGACCAGAACCACUGGUUCUCGGUGCACCCAGUGGCCCGGUCCCUGGCUGAGCACUGGAACCGCACCAGGGAGACUUUUGCAGGGCUCACCCCUCAGCGAUGCAAGUUCUUGAUCGAGGAGAGUAGGGAGUUCAUCACUGGGAAGACAGCCCAGCCCAAAGUCCGUGUGAUCCCUGUCCCAGCAGCCCUGGACCAGCCACACCGCCUCAUCUGCCAUGUGACGGACUUUUACCCCCGUAACAUUGAGGUGACCUUAGAGCGGGGGGAGCAGCUGAGCAGCGGGAUCCGGCCCAACGGGGACUCCACCUUCCAGAUCCAGGUGUCCAUCAAGCUGGGGCAGGAGCGGGCCGGCCCCACAGAGCACGUGUGUGUGGUGAGACACAGCAGCCUGGGGAACACCACCCUGAGAGUGACCUGGGUUCCAGAGUCCCAGCCCCCAAAUGUGACUGGUGUCCUGGUACUUGUGGUUGGCUGCAUCCUCGCUGUGAUGGCUGUCGGGGUCUGUUCACCAUGGAGGAGGCCAGGCAGCAAGCGAGGCGGGGGAGGGACGUCCAAGUGCUGUUUUUGUCAUGUGCUCAGCUUGUGGGCUUGGGUUUCCCCAUCUCACUCUUUCUGUUGCAGCACAGAGCUCAGUACAGGAAGAGACAGCCGUGAGAACUUCAGUCCUCUCAGGCUUGGCUCCCGAAUUCCCCGUUUUCUCGUUCCCCGCAGGGCGAUGGCUUCUUGGGCCAAACUCACUUGGGUCUCCUUCUGCCUCUUGUCUUUCUGCUCUGACGUCUGGGCUGGGCUGCACCGUGUCUCUUAUCUCCAGCUCGUCACCCCACAGGCGGCCUCUGGUCUGCCUAAGCGGCUGAGUAUGCUGAAGGUGGACGACCUGCUGCUCUUCAUCUAUGACAGUGACACCAGGAAACCAGUGCCUCGCAACGGCUACAACCAGGACAGGCAGGACAUUUGGAAACUGCGCAGCACUCGGUGCCUGUCCUGGGACUCCUGGGUGGAGACCACGUACCAGGCCCUGGUGCAGGAUGUGAACACCAGUGCCCCACGGGCCGAACCCUACUACAUGCAGAUCCUGCAGAGCUGUGAGUGGGAUGAUGCCACUAGUGACAUCCGAGCCGCCACCCGCUAUGCCCUCAACGGGGAGGACAUGCUGCAGCACCAUUCGGACCAGAACCGCUGGUUCCCGGUGCACCCGGCGGCCUGGCCCCUGGCAGAGCGCUGGAACCGCGCCAGGGAGCCUUUUGGAGAACUCACCCCUCAGGGAUGCAUGUUUUUGAUCGAGGACAGUGGGCUACUCAUCACUGAGAAGACAGCUCAACCCACAGCCCAUGUGACCCUUGGCCCAGGGACCCAGGCCCAGCCGCGCCGCCUUGUCUGCCACGUGACGGGCUUCUACCCCCGCGACAUCGAGGUGACCUGGGAGCGGAGGGGCCAGGUGGCCCAGGGGGAGCAGCUGAGCAGCGGGAUCCGGCCCAAUGGGGACCACACCUUCCAGAUCCAGGUGUCCAUCGAGCUGGGGCAGGAGGGGGCCGGCCCCACAGAGCACGUAUGUGUGGUGAGACACAGCAACCUGGGGGACACCCCCCUGAGGGUGACCUGGGAUUCCCAGUCCCCAGGCCUGCCUGGUGUCCUGUGGAUCAUGAUUGGCUGUGUCCUCGCUGCCCUGUCAAUCGGCGCCCUUGGAUUGUUCCUGUGGAAAAGGCCUGGGGCCUGGAAGCGGCUGUAUCGCCCGGCACGGACAUAGCCAGGGACCCUUGACUCUGCUUCGUCCACAGCAAAGUCAUUAGGCGGUUCCUCAACAACAUCUUGCUCAGAUGACACCGGGUGACCCAACACGAACAGGCUCUGCCAUGCCACCGGCUUGGGUCCACAUUACUGCCUUGAUUUUCUUGGGUGCUCUCUAUGAUUUUCUCUGCAUGGCUCAAGUCUGCGCAAGCACAGGUAGCCUAUGGCAGUGGUGGGAAUCCUGUGGUCCCGUGUUUACUGUUGCCACCUGCAGGGAGGCCAGAUUUUGCUGGUUUGCAUCCACAUUGUUUUUUUCUGACGUGACCUGCACAGAAAACCAGGGCGUAUGUGGUGAGGUGGACGCUGGUAGCCCUGCUAUGAUUUAAUCAGCACCUCCCGUAAAUUCUGGGGAUCCAAUCGUCGUUAGCAAACUACCCUGUUCUCAGAGACUUUGUUACAACAGUCUUAACUGCUAAGACACAAGGUCCCGUCGCAGCCUGCAGCCUAGGAGGCUGAAGGGCGCCCCGAAUGUUUAACGUCUGUGUCUUUACCGCUAGGACCGGGGUCCCGUCACGGAGGGCAGCCAACAGGCUGACAGAC
Pelodiscus sinensis (Chinese soft-shelled turtle) is the source of this 2882-nucleotide messenger RNA. Lineage: Eukaryota; Metazoa; Chordata; Testudines; Trionychidae. The record is from RefSeq and is a predicted model, not a curated record.